Molecule: messenger RNA, 724 nt
Organism: Dreissena polymorpha
Lineage: Eukaryota; Metazoa; Mollusca; Bivalvia; Myida; Dreissenidae
Product: DDB1- and CUL4-associated factor 17-like
Exons: 6
Coding region: 26-712 (228 amino acids)
Biological process (GO): protein ubiquitination
Cellular component (GO): Cul4-RING E3 ubiquitin ligase complex
Source: RefSeq, a predicted model, not a curated record
UUUGGACAGGGGUGUAACUAAUGCCAUGCUAACACAUGGUACUUUGAUCAUCAUGUUCAUAUCUGGACAAGUGGAGUUCUAUAGCUUCGAGUACAUACUAGAACAUUAUAAACUAUUUGAUCAUGAUAUAAACGCAUCUAGAACAUCUGGCAUCAACUUUGCAGAAGACGGGCACAUGCCUCAGGGGCUUCCAAUCAACAUAAAGAUAAAAGAGCGACCUCCAGUACUGUUCAAGGUCAAAUGCAUGGAUCAUGACAUUAAGAUAGGAGGGUUCCCAUAUCACUGCAUUUACUCCCCUAAAGGCCACAGGGAACUAUUUGAAGUUGCCGCCGUAUGUGAUAUGAUAAAGCCAAAGAACAGCACUCUUUCUGAUGAGAUGUUAAAUAUUGAACGUGAUAUCUGUGCGUUCCAUGCAGACAAUUCAGGUAGAAUCAUACACAUGCUUGCAGCCAGGGGAAUGUUACGCGUUUAUGAUUUAAAGGAAAUAAAUGGCUCCAAGACGGCAUUGGAGCUAGUAAAUGUAGCAGAAAUUGAUCUCAAUCACAAGGAAAUGCGGGUCCAGCCCCAGUAUACCUCGUCAGGUCGAUUUAUCAAGAAGAGACAAUCCAUCGAUGAAGUUAACAGCGACACAGAUACUGUAAGAUUCUUUAAUGAACACGUUGUUAGUCAGGAAAUUUGUGCUAUUCAGUUAGCAUGUUAUUAUUAUAUUUAAUUUACAUGUAAA